Molecule: messenger RNA, 765 nt
Organism: Saprolegnia diclina VS20
Lineage: Eukaryota; Oomycota; Saprolegniomycetes; Saprolegniales; Saprolegniaceae
Exons: 2
Coding region: 1-765 (254 amino acids)
Source: RefSeq, a predicted model, not a curated record
AUGGGCGUCCAGUUCCGGGACUUGGCAGUCGCGUACGACCGCGUCCUUGUCGACGCCUUCUACGACCAAGUUCUUGCGCCUGCCUUUGGCAUCAUCCCCGAUGAGAUUGAGGACGUGGACACGCUCCACUACCAGCUCGCGACGGGCAACCACGAGGCCGACCAUGAGUACCUCUUGCAUUGCGUGCUUCUCUUUGACGAGGCAAGCUCCGGAAACGAUCCUGCCGAUGUGCUGGGCGGCUUUUGCUGCGAGUACUACCCGAAAAGCAACUGCGGGCUCAUCACGUACAUCUCGACGCACCCGGCUCGAGACACCCGCGGCCGUGGCCUUGGCAGGCACAUGGUCAACGAGGUUUUCCGGCUCCUGGACGCCGACGCUAUCCAGCACCAGCACGAAACCAUCACGGCGAUCUUUCUCGAGUCCAAUACCGACGCCGUGAAGGACGACAUCAUGGUGCCGGCCCGCCGCCGGGCGCUCCUCGGGACGCUUGGUGCGCGCUUCCUCGCCUUCUCGUACGUCCAGCCACGACUGAGUCCAGAGAAGGCGCCGUGCCGGACGUUGCAUCUCGGUGUCUUUGAACGCUUCCUCGAACCGACGGGCAAUGGUGGCGUCGGCAUGCCAGCCGCGACAGUCGCCGCCUACCUCGCCGAGUUCUACGCGGUCCUCAUGGGCUCGGACGCCUUGACGAACGACGCCGACUGCCGCCGACAGCUAUCGGAGCUACAAGGCAUGACGCAUGUCCCCGUGGACCCGUCCCUCUCGUAA